AUGGAUGGCACGUGGUACUAUGCUACUGUGUUUAUCCCUUUCUAUCGCCUAGUCGGUCCUUCCAAGUCGCCCGUUGCGCCCGUGAUUAUCAAGACGGAGUUGUGGGAUACCAUCACGAGGAGAGGUCUCAUCGGGAAUAUCAUAGGCUCGUGA
Messenger RNA from Gloeophyllum trabeum ATCC 11539, 153 nucleotides. RefSeq lists its product as uncharacterized. NCBI's taxonomy places the organism in Eukaryota, Fungi, Basidiomycota, Agaricomycetes, Gloeophyllales, Gloeophyllaceae. The transcript has 2 exons. The record is from RefSeq and is a predicted model, not a curated record. The coding region runs from base 1 to 153 and encodes 50 amino acids.